AUGCACGCAAGCGACUUCAAAGUCAUCGUCGUCGGCGGCGGUCCUGUUGGGCUCACAGCUGCCCACGCCCUUACCCAAGCCAACAUUGACUGCAUCGUACUGGAAAGCCGACCAAGCGCCAUCAUUGAUGCUGGUGCCAACCUUGUAAUGAUGCCGAUGGGACUACAGGCCCUCGGUCAACUCGGUCUACUCGACGCCCUUGAAAGGGUCAGCACUCCUCUUGGUCAAACCGAACGCCAAGAUCACCAAGGCCAAGAUAUCGGAGAUGUAAGAUGGUUCAAUUACUUCAAGAAACACUUUGGUACAUCGCCUCGGGUUCUGAGCCGCCAUGACCUCACCCGAGUUCUCUACGAAUCCCUUCCUUCCAAGACGCAAAACAACAUCAUCACUGGCAAGAAAGUUGAAGAUGUUAUCCCACAUGAAGAUGGGGUUGAAGUAACCUGCACCGACGGCAGCUCCUACAAGGGCUCCAUUGUUAUUGGUGCAGACGGUGCCCACAGUCUCGUCCGGGAACGAAUGCGCACGCUGGCCUUGGAAGCCAACGCAACCGGGGUGAAUGACGAAAACCCAUUCUUGACAACCUACCGAGGGUUCUGGCUUCGAAUCCCUACGUCACAUACCGGCCUGCAAGCCGGAAUCACCUCUGAGACACAUGGUCCUGGUGCCACCACUCAGCUGUUUUCUGGUCCCGACACAACCGUCAUGGGCUUGUACGAGAGGCUGGAGAGCCCGACACGAAGCCGAGCGCGAUACACCGAAGAGGAUCAAUUCGCGUUGGUCGAGCGUUGGGGCCAUCUCCCUCUUGCGCCUGGAGGGAAACUCACCUUGAAAGAGGCGUUCUCUCGUCGCACCCAAUCAGGGCUCGUCAACUUGGAGGAAGGUGUCGUGAAGGAUUGGAGUUGGGAUGGACGUAUUGUGCUUGCCGGAGAUGCCGCUCAUAAGUUCACCCCCAGCACUGGAGCAGGCUGCAACAACGGCAUCGUUGAUGUUAUUGUCCUGGUGAAUGAGCUCCAUCGGGCUGUUGAGGAAACAAGAGCCGAUGGCUAUGCAGGCUCACCGGAGAGGGCUCAACUGGCAAAUGCCUUCAAUAAAUACCAAUCUUUACGAUUGGAAGCAGUCACUGCUGCUUGCUCAGGCUCAGGCCAGGUCACCGCGAGUGCCACUUGGCAAACCGCAGUGCACAAAUUCAUCGACAAACACGUCCUGGCAAGCCACUCCAUGCAAAGCUUCUUUUUUAACCAGGGGGCAAAGAGGAUGGCUCAGGUUCCAAGGAUGGACUUUAUCAAGGAUGCGGGUUGUUUGAAGGGAAACUGA
This is a messenger RNA of Fusarium keratoplasticum, 1314 nucleotides long. RefSeq names its product FAD-binding-3 domain-containing protein. NCBI's taxonomy places the organism in Eukaryota, Fungi, Ascomycota, Sordariomycetes, Hypocreales, Nectriaceae. Gene Ontology annotation, molecular function: FAD binding. The record is from RefSeq and is a predicted model, not a curated record. The transcript has 2 exons. Bases 1 to 1314 code for a protein of 437 amino acids.